GGAUUGUGGGACCUGAGCAUCUGCAGCAAUGGCGGGGCUGUUAGCUGGGUUCACUGUCUCUUUAUGUUUAUUAGGUUUUACUGUGGCUGUGUUCGAAGACCAAGUCGGGAAGUUUGACUGGAGACAGCAAUUUGUUGGCGAGGUGCGAUUUGCACUCUUUGAUACUCAUUCCCAAGCAUCCAAAAAGCUCCUGGUGGCAACCGAGAAGAACGUUUUUGCAUCCCUCAACUCCAGAACUGGAGAGCUAUUCUGGCGACAUGUGGAUAAGAUGGGACCAGAAGGACAUAUUGAUACGCUGCUGAUGUAUGGGCAAGACGCUGUUGUUGUUGUUGGGAAUGGACGCCUUCUUCGUUCCUGGGAAACCGCUUUUGGUGGCUUGAAUUGGGAGACAGUGCUCGAUACUGGAAGUUUUCAGUCAGCUGCAUUUAUUGGAUUGCAAGACCUUGUGAAGUAUGUUGCAGUGCUUAAGAAAUCUGCCAUCUCUCUUCAUUAUCUUUCCAACGGCCAUCAGAAAUGGGUGGAAAAUCUUCCAGAAAGUGACACUGUUCAAUAUCAGAUCGUUUAUUCUGGAGGCAAUGGACAGGUCUUCGUUCUAGGUGUGGUCCCCAAUUCCCAUAUUGUUAUUGUUGAAUACAACAUUGAAGAUGGAGAAAUCAUGAAAGAGAAAUCAGUUGCAGCUCCAUGGAUGUCUAGCUUAAAGUCCAGCUGUGUGGUGGUGGGUAAUGGAGUCCUUUUAUGUGUUGACCCGACCACACAGUCCAUUUACACCUUGCCAUUGCAGUCUGAGGAGCAGACAAAAAUGACUCCGAUCCUACUCCAGACUUUGAGCCUGGAGGUGGUCUCAGGGUUUCAGCCAGUUCUGAUCUCGACUCAGCCCCAUCCUGCCCGUUCUCCGCUCUCUGAAUUCUUCCUGCAGCUUGGUCCAGAUCACCACGUCUUAUUGCAGCUUAAAGAUGGCCUCAUUUCUCCUCUUCGAGACUUUAACCCAUCGUAUCUGGUCUCUUUUGCAACAACUGGGGAAAAGACAGUAGCUGCUGUUAUGUCACCAAAAAAUGAGACCGCAUGCAGUAUCAACCUGUUCAGUGCUGAUACGGGUCGGCGGCUUCUUGAUACCACCAUCAUCUAUUAUAUGGACCCUAAUGGAGGAAAGCCAACUAAGUUGUAUGUCCAUGCAUUUCUGAAGAAAGAUGAUUCAGUGGGCUACAGGGUCUUGGUACAAACUGAAGAUCUCGUCCUCAACUUCUUACAGCAGCCUGGCAGGGUUGUGUGGACUAGGGAGGAGGCUCUAGCUGAUGUAGUCACAAUGGAGAUGGUGGACUUACCGCUCACAGGAACACAAGCAGAACUGGAGGGAGAGUUUGGAAAGAAAGCUGAUGGACUGUUGCCCAUGGUUUUGAAGCGGCUCUCAUCACAACUCAUCCUCCUGCAAGCCUGGCUGAGCCAUCUGUGGAAACUCUUCUAUGAUGCUCGGAAGCCCCGCAGCAAUGUCAAGAAUGAGGUCACUAUUGAAACUUUAUCUCGGGAUGAGUUCAACCUGCAGAAGAUGAUGGUGAUGGUGACUGCCUCAGGGAAGCUCUUUGGCAUUGACAGUAAGUCUGGAACUGUCUUGUGGAAGCAGUACCUUGAGAAUGUGCAGCCUAAUUCAGUCUUUAAACUGAUGGUGCAGAGGACUACUGCUCAUUUCCCUCAUCCACCUCAGUGCACUCUUCUCAUUAAGGAUAAGGACACAGGCCUGGGAAGCCUCUACGUUUUUAAUCCCAUUUUUGGCAAGAAGAGCCAUAUCAGUGUUCCAGCUUUGCCCCGACCUGUCCUUCAGUCCCUGUUGCUGCCCCUCAUGGAUCAGGACUAUGCUAAAGUUCUUCUCCUGAUAGAUGAUCAAUACAAGGUAACAGCAUUCCCGUCCACUAAGAAUGUCCUGCAGCAGCUGCAAGAGAUGGCAUCUUCUAUUUUCUUCUACCUGGUAGACUCCAGUCAGGGUAGACUGUCUGGUUUCCGCCUACGCAAAGACCUGUCUACUGAGCUGAUCUGGGAGGUGGUCAUCCCCACUGAGGUGCAGAAGAUAGUGGGGGUAAAAGGCAAGCGCGCCAAUGAGCAUGUCCACUCCCAAGGACGUGUCAUGGGGGAUCGCAGUGUUCUUUAUAAGUACUUGAACCCCAACCUCCUUGCAGUGGUGACUGAAAGCACAGACAGCCAUCAGGAGCGCAGCUUUGUGGGGAUUUUCCUCAUUGAUGGUGUGACUGGUCGUAUUGUCCAUGAGGCAGUACAGAGGAAGGCCAGAGGUCCUGUUCACUUUGUCCACUCUGAGAACUGGGUGGUGUAUGUGUACUGGAACACGAAGUCUAGGAGGAACGAGUUCUCUGUGCUUGAGCUUUUUGAGGGAAUGGAGCUGUAUAACAGCACAGUGUUCAGCUCUCUGGAUAGACCUCACCCACCUCAGGUCCUGCAGCAGUCCUACAUAUUCCCCUCUCAUAUAAGCACCCUGGAGGCCACACUCACUGAGAAGGGCAUCACCAGCCGGCAUCUACUCGUGGGACUCCCAUCAGGAGCCAUAAUGUCUUUACCGAAGAUGUUUUUGGAUCCAAGGAGACCAGAAGUUGGUUCGGAUCAGAGCCGGGAAGAAAAUCUAAUACCAUACUCUCCUGAAAUGAUGAUUCGUACUGAGUGGUUUAUUAACUACAAUCAAACUGUGUCAAGAGUCAGGGGUAUCUAUACUGCCCCCUCUGGCCUGGAGUCCACAUGUCUGGUGGUUGCGUAUGGUCUUGAUAUCUACCAGACCAGAGUGUACCCUUCGAAACAGUUUGAUGUUCUUAAGGAUGAUUAUGAUUAUGUACUGAUCAGCAGUGUACUGCUUGGCCUGUUCUUUGCUACUAUGAUCAGCAAGCGAUUAGCAGAAGUCAAACUACUUAAUCGUGCUUGGCGAUAAAGGGCAACUCUCUGGCCUGGAACCUGCUUUCUGCCCCAUUCUGCCAUGUGAUUGCCAUGUUGAUGGCAUGGCAGGAGACCAGCCCAUGUCAGACUGCAAGAUCAUAUAAUGAGCAUUGUGGAAUUUCGGACGUAUUUGCAGCCAACUGUUGCCUGAUGGCAUUUUUUAUUUUUUUUUGGGACUGUCUAAUGUAACAGACAUGGUCUUUAAUGUUUUCUCACACCAUUUAAGCAGUUUAUUGUUAAAUUUAUUUAUUGUGGCUUUUGAGGCAAGUUAAUUUGUGAAUUUAGGCCCACUGUCUGUGUUUUAGGAAGAUUUUUUUCAAGAAGAUUCAGAUUGCCACAGAAAUUGUUUUAGGUCGAGAAAAUAUAAAAUGAAGUAAUGCAAGCAUUCAUUUACUAAAUUUGUUUUUUAAUUUUUGUUUGUAUGGAUGCUAACACUGGUCAAUGUACAUGAAAUAUACCUCUAAGUUAAUACUAAAAGCAGCUUUAAAGGUAGACUCAGAUUUUUGGUAACUCUGUAAUUUAAUCAAAAAGCCACAUUUUUGUGAUGCUUCGUGAAUCUUAUUUUGCACUAUUCACCUGCUGACACUGAGUCUGUCUUUAAACUAAUUUAAUGGACAGGUACUGUACAGUUUUACACCCAGAAUAGAAAGUGAUAGCUUGGAUGUACAAACACGGAGAAAUUGCCUGACUUUUUGUACAAAAAGGUUAAAAGAUUAGUUGAUUUGGGAUUAGUAAUCAAUAAAGUCAAAAUGUUUAGAUGAA
Messenger RNA from Colossoma macropomum (tambaqui), 3690 nucleotides. It is a transcript of the gene emc1, whose product is annotated as ER membrane protein complex subunit 1. NCBI's taxonomy places the organism in Eukaryota, Metazoa, Chordata, Actinopteri, Characiformes, Serrasalmidae. Gene Ontology annotation, cellular component: EMC complex. Gene Ontology annotation, molecular function: protein binding. The record is from RefSeq and is a predicted model, not a curated record. Bases 29 to 2923 code for a protein of 964 amino acids. The transcript is spliced from 21 exons. Gene Ontology annotation, biological process: protein folding in endoplasmic reticulum.